Cheilinus undulatus (humphead wrasse) is the source of this 2162-nucleotide messenger RNA. RefSeq names its product dynein regulatory complex subunit 4-like. The transcript is spliced from 14 exons. Gene Ontology annotation, cellular component: motile cilium; Golgi apparatus; microtubule. The coding region runs from base 457 to 1707 and encodes 416 amino acids. Gene Ontology annotation, biological process: flagellated sperm motility. Gene Ontology annotation, molecular function: small GTPase binding; microtubule binding. The record is from RefSeq and is a predicted model, not a curated record. Lineage: Eukaryota; Metazoa; Chordata; Actinopteri; Labriformes; Labridae.
UCCAAACCGGUUUGCCCGACUGUUGUACUUGGCAGUCAUCCAUUAAAACUUCUGUCAGUUUAGCUCAUUUAACUUAAAAAAGUCAAAUAGGAGCACUCAUCAAGUCUGAACUGUUUUAAGAUUUUUUUUUAAUAGUUGAGGCUUCAAGUUUUCCACCUUCAUCACACUAAGAUGCCAGGCUGCAGCAGGUACACAGAAGUUGAACGACAAAACGUUCAGCAAAGAGAAGAGCAGAUUCCUAAAAUACAGGGUUGGCACCUUCCAGUCAGUCGUUUGGUCAGUGAGCUCUCAUCCAACCAAGAUCUUGCUGUGUGAGAAAGAAUCAGCGAGAACGCUCAGCUGACUGAUUGGGAGACGUGCUGCCGGAGACAGAGAGGAGCAUUGCAGCAAUGGGAAAUACAGCCACCAAAAAAGAGAGGUUCCAGUCACAAACCUCCAAAGGCGAAGACUCCCAUAAUGAUAGACGGUCUGACCGUGGAGGAGGUGACCAGAGAACAGCUGGAGGAGCACAUUGCACGUCUGCGAGAGGAACUUCAUAGAGAGCGGGAGGAGAAGAACUACUUUCAGGUGGAGAGGGACAAGAUCCGCUGUUUUUUUGAGAUCACAGAGAGACAGCUGGAGGAGACCAAGGCUGGGCCAAAGAACCUCAACAAGAAGAUCGAGGAGGGCGAGAGGGAUCACCAAGACGAGAUCAAGUUGUACAUGCUGAAGAUGAAGCACGCUCUAUUUGAACACCAGAACACCAUCACAGAGUUGCAGGCUGAAGCUAAAGUGUCCACUGAGGCUGUGCAGAGAGAUCAACAACUGUUAGAGACUAAGCUUCAGGAGGAGAUGGAUGACAUCAGCGUCAACAUGGAGAAGCUCGACUUCAGCGACCUUGUGAAGGAGCUAGAGCUGAAACAUCAAGAAAAAAUGUCUGAAACAAGAGAACACUGGGUAAAACAGCUCCAGGACGCUGAAAACAUGUAUGAGGGAAAGAUGGAGGACUUUCUACAAGAGCUGGAGCACAUGAGGAAAAAAGAGAUCAGUGAGAGGGAGGAUCAGAGGAACAGCCAUGCCAUCGGCCUUGAAAAGGGCCACAGAGAAGCUCUCCAGAAGAUUAAAGAGCUCAUGGAGGCGAUGGUGUCAGAAAACUCAAUAGAGUCACUGAAGGCAGAGAAAGAAGAAUUAGAGGAGAUGAUAAAGAGGAGAAGCAUGGAAUGUCUCAGAAUUCUGCAGGAAAACGAGUGUCUCUCUGAAUGUCUCUUAAAAAUCAACAAGGAGGUGGCUGCAGACCAGAAAAGAGUGAGCAACUUCAGGCUGGAAAAGACUGACAUGGAGAAAGACUGCCAGAAGGAGCUGCAUGAACUGAAAAACAACCUUGAGGAACUGGAACAGAAAUUCAGAGAGGUCCAAAAGGAAAUAGGCAAGCUGAAAGAGACAAUCACCCAGAAAAUUCAGGAGCAGGAGCAGAGGGAGAGUUUGAAGGAUGAAGAGCAGGAGAGAAAGAUGAAAACUGUGACGGACCGACUGGAGGAGGUUCAGGCUCAGCUAAACUCGAUGCUCUCUGAUCCUAACGCAGACCAAACUGCACUACGAGGGUUUGCCAAGCAAACGGAGGAAGAUUUUGACCACAGUAAAAAAAACAUCGAGGACUUAAAACAUGAUACUGAAUUGAUUUACAAGGCCCUUGAGGAUUUGAUGCUGCACUGUCAAGUAGCACAAUGAGCUCUCAGUGUCCAAAUGGAGAAGACCUGAAGAACCUUGUAAAGCAGUUUGGCCCCUAAAUGAAGGCAACUAUUCAAGAACUUCUCCUUGAUACAACUGUUUGUGUGCAGUUCUUCAAAUCUCCACUUCAGGCCGAUUUUAAAAGUGAGUCCAUCCCUGUCAGCCUUGCUUGUUAAAUUCUCUGAAAAGGAAAAGCUGAAAAGGAAGUCACUGCUGUUCCAAAGAGCUCCAGCCUCCAGGAGCUGAGUGCAUCAGCUGGGUUUAUCAUUAUGUUUGACUCAAAGCAGGAAAAAAACUGUUUUAAGUUCCAUGCGGGCAAUCAAAGAUAAUUUUAUUGUUAUUAUUAUUAGUAGUAGUGGGAGUAGGAGUAGUAUUUAUUUAUUUAUUUAUUUAUUUAAAGACCUGACCUGCUGCAGUGAGGCAGACAACAAUGAUAAUCAACUUAAUUAAGCAAC